GAGCAGCUUUUGGACAUAACAAACACCCGCAGCGCAGCUGAUGGGAGCCUGUUCGUCCCGCAGUGUUAAAUUGCCUGCUAGACCUGCGCGCGCCACCGGUGAGGCCACACCAGAGACCCGCAGCAUCAUGUCGGACUGGUUCGAGCGCCUUGUGGGUUUCAGAGAGCGCGACGCGAAUGAUGUAAGAGCGCUCGUCACCGCCGAAGGCACGGACCUCGUCGCGCCCGCCUUAAACCAGCGCUACAAGGCCGGCGCGUUCACGACGCCGUCCCUCGGCGAACUAAGAAAUCAACUCAAAGCACGGACCUACGAAAAAAAACCACCGUCCUUCUCCAAUGUCAUCGGCGACGCGGGCGCCCUGCACGGCGAGUUCCCGGGCGCGACGUUCCAGGUCGCGAGCCAAUUCAACUGCCUCGAGUUCGUGGGCCCUUCGGUCACGCCCGAGGACGGCGUCACGGGCUACGCCUGGGACAAGACGCAGGGCCCCUGCUGCGCCAUCGCCUGCGGCGCCUCGACGAUCUACCGGAACUAUUUUGGGUUGAAUGGCGCGCCGCAGACCAGAGAUUCACAGAUCGAGAACCUCCGCGACGUCCUCACGCAUCUAGGGCCGCUCGGCGGCCGCUUCGACGUCCGGGGCGGCUACACGAUGGCCGACGACGCCGCGCUGCGGGCGCUAACGGAGAAGGUCGCGAGUUUAGAUGAAGCGGGCCGCGACGCGGUCAAGGCGCUCCUGCGCAUCGGCCUCCAGACGGACUGCCAGGUCACCUCCCAGAACUGGGGCCGCGACCAGUUGAGGGAUACCGACCACGUCGUCACGCAGAUCUUCGCCUCGGCCUGUUCCGUCGCCUAUUCAGGAAACGGCAGCGGCCUCUGGAAGGCCUUCGCCUCGCUGGUCCUGGAGGCGUCCUACGAGGCGGCGCUCAUCGCCUCCGCGCUAAACGCGCUCGACCACCCGGACCGGCCCCACGCGUCCAAGGUGUUUCUGACGGCCGUCGGCGGCGGCGUCUUCGGCAACGGCCUCUCGUGGAUCGCGCGCGCCAUCGAAAAAGCUCUGGCUUCGGUGGACUACCCCCUCGACGUGCGCUUAGUUACGUACGCCCCGCCGGUGCCGCGCCCGUUCGAGACGCUCGCCGCGGUCGCCGAGUCCCUCGCGGAGUCGCGGAAGCGGCCGCGCGACGAGGGGAGCGCCCUCGGCGGCGCGGCCGCGUCGUCGCCG
Molecule: messenger RNA, 1216 nt
Organism: Pelagomonas calceolata
Lineage: Eukaryota; Pelagophyceae; Pelagomonadales; Pelagomonadaceae
Source: the annotation of a GenBank genome assembly